Messenger RNA from Sipha flava (yellow sugarcane aphid), 568 nucleotides. RefSeq lists its product as uncharacterized. The record is from RefSeq and is a predicted model, not a curated record. Lineage: Eukaryota; Metazoa; Arthropoda; Insecta; Hemiptera; Aphididae.
CUAGUAAGCUAGAAAGCUAGUAAUAAUAGCUUUGUGUAAACAGAACUAGCUUUGUUUUUAAGCUAGCAAGCUAGGGAAUAUUUUAAUAAGCUAGCGUGUCAAGCCAGGCAAGUUUAAUAGGAUUGCGUUCUAUUUUUUUUGAGCUAGCACACCUCCCACCACUGAAUUUACUAUCUUAGUGUUCUAUCUCCGUGUAGACGGCAAAGCUAGUACAUGAUCGGCUAGCGCAGUGUUCACGCUUUUUAUUACGCCACGUGGUUUAUUAAAUGUGAAUCGGUAUUGUUGCUGUAGGUUUUUUUAUACGUCAAAAUGCCAAAAUUAAGUGGUGAUCUUAAUUUAAAGUUUGUAGAAUUAUAUCACGAAGAAGAAUGUCUAUGGAAUGCCAGUAUUCCAUCGUAUAAAAAUAAAUCUAUGCGUGAUACAUCACUACAAAAAAUAUGUGCAGAAUUGAAUACAAUCGGCAUACAAGUGACAGUUAAUGAAGUAAAAAAUAAAAUUAAAAAUUUAAGAGCAACAUACUGUCAAAUGUCAACAAUUGAAAAAUCAACCAGGUCCGGUGCAGGUGCUA